Molecule: messenger RNA, 2192 nt
Organism: Protobothrops mucrosquamatus (brown spotted pit viper)
Lineage: Eukaryota; Metazoa; Chordata; Lepidosauria; Squamata; Viperidae
Gene: STEAP1
Product: STEAP family member 1
Exons: 5
Coding region: 40-1029 (329 amino acids)
Cellular component (GO): endosome; plasma membrane
Source: RefSeq, a predicted model, not a curated record
AUCUGCCGAGCCAGAGACAUCCAUUAUUGGUCAAAGAAUAUGGAUCAGGAUGAAAAUAAGAAAAUGAACUCUGAAAUAACACAGGAGGUUUUCGGCAAUGCGAUUAUGGACUUACAAGCUCCUGGCAUUCCUGAAGAAAUUGUGUUCUCUCACAUGCAUCAAAGAACCCAUAUAGAUGAGUUUGAGUCUUCUCCCAAUAAGUACUGCAAAUAUAUUUUUCCUAAAUGGCAUUUACCAGUGAAAACAGCAUUAAUACUCUCUUUUUUUGUAUUUACUUAUACUUUUCUAAGAGACAUCAUCCAUCCUUUUGUCAAUGCUCAAAAAAACGUAUUUUAUAAAAUUCCAGUCUUGGUCAUAAACAAAGUCUUACCCGUGGUAUCAAUUACUCUUCUGGCCUUGGUUUAUUUACCUGGAAUAUUAGCUGCUGGCUUCCAAUUCCAUUAUGGAACUAAGUAUAGACGUUUUCCACCAUGGUUAGACAGAUGGAUGUUAUCAAGAAAACAGUUUGGGCUUCUGAGCUUCUUUUUUGCUUCCAUGCAUGCCUGUUACAGUUUGUGCUAUCCAUUGAGGAGAUCGUACAGAUACAAACUCUUAAACUGGGCAUAUCAGCAGGUACAGGAAAAAAAGGAAAAUGCCUGGAUUGAACAUGAUGUCUGGAGAAUGGAGAUUUAUGUAUCUCUAGGAAUUCUGGCACUUGCUUUGCUGGCUGUGUUGGCAGUAACAUCAAUUCCAUCUGUCAGCUACUCAUUGACUUGGAGAGAGUUUCAUUAUAUUCAGAGCAAGAUUGGAUAUUUAGCAUUGCUGCUUUGUACUAUUCAUGCACUAGUAUUUGCAUGGGAUAAAUGGAUUGAUCCACACCAGUACUUAUGCUAUACUCCACCCACAUUUAUAAUAGCAGUUAUUCUCCCGAUUGUAGUUCUGACUUGUAAAGUUAUCCUGCUGUUCCCAUGCUUUAGGAAGAGACUACAGAAGAUCAGAUCUGGUUGUGAUGUUGUGACAAAUGAGACACAGAUCACUUCCAAACUGUAGAUUCACUGACCUUUUCCAAAUCCUAAACAAAACAAUUUAUACAUAUAGUUGCACUUCUUUCUACAGGUGCAUGGAGUAAACCUCAUUAGACUUGUUGAGGUUUACUUCUGAAGAUGUAUCUAGGAUCAAACUCCACAAUGGAAAAAUCCACCUACUUUUUUAUAUUUCAGUUUUUACUGAGAAAUGCAGAGAUUGUGCCUCUGAUCGAAUUAUACAAAUUCUAUACAGGAAUUCAUUAAAAAAAACAAAAUUUCAAUUUCUUAUUCAGAACUUUCUUCAGGAAUAUUGUGGAUGUAUAAUAUUUAUAUACUUGAAAUAUGCGUUGUAUUGCAAUCUAAAAUGUGCAGGAUAAUACAUAGACUAAAAAGUAUAAUGUGAACAAUGGGCCAUCGUUGCCUCAGUGUUAUAAUGACUGAAACUCAGUAGGGUAGACACAGUACAUUCUUUUACCCACAAUCUCUCGUUACACAUAGGAAACCCCAUUAAAUAAAUCAAAGAUUUGUAUAUUCAUGUAAGUGCAUGUUCAGAACAACUAAUGCAAUCAGUUAUAUAAAAUACUUUUAAAAACAACUUUUGUAGAAGAUGUCAUUAUAUUGGACUACGGAAUAUAGCAUAUGAAUUUGUUGUCAGAAAAUAGAUGUCUAAUGUGAGUAAAAGCAGAACUAGAAAAGGAAUGAAUUUAUCCACCAGCAUUUGGUGUUCUAACAUAUUAUUCUAUACCUGGAGAUUCUAAGAUAAUUUGUAGUACUUGAAAAAGAGAUGCAUGAAUCUUUUAAAGCCACUUUAGGUUUGGCAUGUUUGGCAUAUUUGGUUUAUAUAACUCUUGUCAGUUGUGAGCACUACUAGUUAUGUUAGUUUGCUGAUGCAAGAGCCAAACAAAUGCAGAAAAUGCAGCUUUGGUCUUAACAAUAUAGUUAACUUAUGACUGAAAGAAGUUUGGGCAUGGAUUGAUCUGGCAUUUCUCAACUUUUAUGUUUUUUGGAGGAAUGAUUUCCAUCUGCAAAGUUGAGGUCUAAUUAGUAAGGAUGAUUAUUCUGAAAUCUGGAAAAUAUUCUCAUUUUCUUUUCAUUAUAUUCUUAAAAUUAUAUUGUGAAUUGAACAAUGAAAUAUAAAUUUAUGUAAAAGUAGUUAUUAGUAUACUUUUUGUAAGAAUGUAUGCAAUA